Messenger RNA from Exophiala dermatitidis NIH/UT8656, 729 nucleotides. RefSeq lists its product as uncharacterized. Gene Ontology annotation, molecular function: gamma-glutamylcyclotransferase activity. The transcript has a single exon. The record is from RefSeq and is a predicted model, not a curated record. NCBI's taxonomy places the organism in Eukaryota, Fungi, Ascomycota, Eurotiomycetes, Chaetothyriales, Herpotrichiellaceae. The coding region runs from base 1 to 729 and encodes 242 amino acids.
AUGCAUACACCCACCAACCGAUCGGGUAUCGUCGACCCAGAGGCUGCCCGUACAGCCCCAUCAGUUCAAGAUGAAGGCCCUGCACAGGCUCAACACGUAGGAACAGCUGGACCACCGCCGUCCGGUCGAAUGACCGACUUCUCCUGCGUGUAUUUCGGAUAUGGCUCCAACCUGUCGCCGCGAACCAUAAAGCAACGGUGCCCAGACUCAUUGUACAUCGGCCUGGCAGACCUGAAGGACUGGAAGUGGAUCAUCAAUGAGACCGGGUAUGCUAACAUUGUCCGGUCUCCUGGCGAUGUCGUCUACGGUAGUCUGUGCUUCCUCAGCCGCCGGGACGAAAUGGCGCUCGAUGAAAGCGAAGGGGUCCCAUGGCUAUAUGAAAAGAUGGAGCUUCCUGUCACACGUCUCGUGGCCGAUUCGGGCCAGUCAUCAGAUUGGACGCAAGGCGGCAAUAGCCUGCAGGUGACGGCAAUGACGUACGUGGACGUCCAGCGUAUAGCGGUAGGCAAGAUCGAGCGCGAGUAUGUUGUCUGGGUCAGGAAGGCGAUUGAGGAUGGUCGGUUGGCGGGCAUGCCAGCAUCGUAUGCGGAAAAAUACAUGGCCCCGUUUAUGCCGAGCGAGGGCGAGGGAGCGAAGCUGGAGGACAUAGUCAUGAUCAGAACGACCAGGUUCGGAGAACAUUCUGCGGGAAUCGUGCCGCGAGGCUUCGCGAGUUGGAAUCGUGGAUAG